Mesorhabditis belari is the source of this 690-nucleotide messenger RNA. NCBI's taxonomy places the organism in Eukaryota, Metazoa, Nematoda, Chromadorea, Rhabditida, Rhabditidae. The record is from the annotation of a GenBank genome assembly.
AUGCUCAAGACUCGAUACUUUGUGAGUGAUGAUGCCAUUGCGUUUUCCCCAUCAUCCCAGCCACCACCCUAUGAAAAACCAUUUGAUCCGGCGCCGAAACGUAAACUGGCCUUUGUCGUUUGUCUGAUCGUGGUUGUGGCUGUCUUCCUCACGAUAAUCGUUUUCUUGACGUAUCAACUUUUAUCAACAAAAAGCAGCAUGAAAGAAGAGAUUGGGUCAACGACACUGGAGACAACAAAAAUUAUAUCAACUUUUCCAGCUGUAGACACGACCAAACCAGGUGCGACAGCUUCUACAACGACAACGCUCGAUUGGAUGCAUUGGGAUCACACGAUUCAAUCCGUGAGUGCCGAGGGCCAACUGUUGUGUGGGGGAAAGCCGUCAGCUGGAACGACCGUGAAGCUCUUCGAACACGACACUUUGACUCCAGAUGAUCAACUUGACCAAAGCUCGACCAAUCAAACUGGCCAUUUUCGUCUUAAGGGAAUUUCACAAGAAGGAGGCGGUGAAAGGAUGCAAGCGAAGAUCUACAUCUAUCAUCGAUGCAUGAUGGAGAUCACCUUGUGUUUGUAUAAGUCGAAGAUCUAUAUUCCCGAUCAAUUUGUCACUGUUCAAGGAGAGCCACCAAAGCUUUACCAAACUGGCACUGUCGACCUCGCGACAAUGGAGCGAUCAUGGACAUGUAUUCAC